Messenger RNA from Spirometra erinaceieuropaei, 14827 nucleotides. Lineage: Eukaryota; Metazoa; Platyhelminthes; Cestoda; Diphyllobothriidea; Diphyllobothriidae. The record is from the annotation of a GenBank genome assembly.
AUGCUAGUGCAGUCACGUUCGAACCUGUUUGCCGGCUUCAAUGACAUAAUUGACAUGGCCACAAUUGCUGUCUCUAAGGCCGAUGACCACCGAUUACUGAUUGAUGGGAAUCCGGUACUUAGGAUUUAUGAGUGGUCGGCGGAUAUCUGCGUCAGGAUUUUGGGCGACAACAAUCGCAGAUUCGUUCUUUAGUCUAGCGGAUAUUUGUGACAAACCAGCUAUGUAAAGCUCUGCGAGCCAAAAUUUCGGUUUUGAAAACUACUUCGGAUUACUUUCCCGGGUUACUCGUCUGCACUUUUAGACAGAGACAUUGUUUGGCCUUCCAUGUGAAUCUCAAAGGGUCAGCCAAAAAGACACAGGUGGAAGCAAUGUAGGCAUACCAUUAUUGCUAAGGCCUCUUUAUCUAGUUGUGAAUAGAUGGUUUCCGACUGGGGCAUGAUUCUUGAUGCGAAGGCAAUCGGCAUCGCCGCACUAAAAGGCAUUCAGUGCGUGAGAACCACACCUACGCCGUACGGAGACGCAUCACGUUUCCGUAUGAUAGGCUUUUGAGGUCAUAAUGAACUAGGACAGGUGAGGAGGCAAGAGCCGCCUUUGCCUGUUGAAAAGCACUUUGUUCGAUCUCCGAUCAGUCCCAGCAACGACUCUUCUCAAGUAGUCGAUAAAGAGGCUUAAGAAUUGUAGCCGAUUGAUUCAUGAAGCGACUAAAGUAGGUGACCAACCCCAGGAAUGAACGUAAUUGACUGGUAUUGUUGGGGCGCGGCGCCGUCUUCAAGGCUUUGAGCUUCUGUUCGAGUGGAUGGAUGCCAGUUUUAUCCAUUCUUAGGCCCACAUAGUCUACCGAGUCGGCAAGGACAGUGCACUUAAAUUUUCUGAAUUUAAGACCUGCGUCUUCUAAACGUCCUAAGACGAUAUUUAGAGUCUCUAGUUGACUAUGUUCAGAUGGGCCGGCGACUAAUAAAUCGUCAAGAUAUGCGCGAACGUGAGGUUUAUUGUUCACGAGGUUAUCAAUGAAGCAUUAAAAUAAAGCGGGAGUCGAAAUUACUUCAAAUGGUAGUCUUUUAUAUUGAAAUAAACCCUGAUGUGUAUUGAUGGUGAUGGCGUCUCGGGAUUCAGUCUCUAGGGCGACUUGGUUGUAAGCCUGCUUUAGGUCCAAAGUUGUAAAAUGAUGACCACCCGAGAGGGAUGCGUACAGAUCCUCGAUGCGCGGGAGAGGAUAAGGGUUCAGUUAAAUUGUUGAGUUGAUUGCCAACUUGUAGUCUCCACAGAUGUCCACAGAAUCAUCGAAUUUAAGAACAGGAACUACUGGGGCAGCCAUUCCGAAUACUGUACUGGCUCAAUAAUAUCCGUUUUCCUUAGGUAAUCCAGCUCUUCUUCGACCUUCGAUGCGACAACAUAGAGGACUGUACGAGCUUUGCAGAACCGAAGCCGGAACUCUGAAUGAAACUUGAACUUUUCUAUUAUUUUUCCAGUAUUUAAGUCUGCCUGUCGUUCUGAAGUUCAGAACAGUCGAGGUGCCCAUAAAACGCCUUCUCUCGCUAAAACAUUUUAAAAAAUUUUCGUCGUAAAAAUUACCGACUUUUGCAUAGUCAAUCAAGUUAUUAGCCCUUCCCAGCAUGGUUUUUACCAGAUCGCUCUUGUGAAACAUGUCAUUUGCCGUUUCUCAAUCUACUUAUCGCUCUUCGCAAUGACCAUCUAUCUGUUGUCGUUAUUUAUUUUGAUCUUAGUAAUGCCUUUGAUAAAGUGCCACAUAAAAGACUCUUAGUUAAAUAAGAAGCUAUCGGAAUUCGCAGUCCAUUAAUCGACUUUAUCAAGUCGCACCUUUCUAAUCAUAAACAAAAGGGUUUGGUGGGUUCUUAACUUUCCAGUGAAAGCCCUAUUAUAAUUGGUGUCCUACAAGACACCGUUUUAGGUCCUCUUUUGUUCUUGCUUUACAUAAAUGAUAUCUCGGCAGCAGUUAAAUAUUGUCAAUCAUUUAUUUAUGCUGAUGAUCUCAAAUGUGUAUAUUCUUUCAAUAAAUCUAGGAGCCUUCAUUGCCUGGAGCAAAUCCAUGCUGACUUGUUUGCUCUUUCAGCUUGGAGAUCAAAAUGGCCAAUGCAAUUCUCUCCUUCUAAAUGUUGCCAUAUGUGUUCUGGACCUGACAGUCUACCCCAACCAGUGGUCCUUCAAGGCACACCUAUGGCUGAAUGUACCAUCAUCAAGGAUUUAGGUUUAAGCUACACUAAUAAUCUUGAUCUCUCGCCACACACUGACAGAAUUACAGCCAAAGCUGCCCAGAGUUGCGGCUUUAUUUCUUACAAUUUCUAUCUUCCUGAAGUCAAAUUAAGGAUCUAUCGUAUGUUUGUACUUUCCAUUCUCGAGUAUUGCUGUCCAUUCCUCGGUCUGAUGAAUGAGGCUAGUCGUCUAAAAAUUGAAAAUGUCCAAAGACGUUUUUUCCAAAAAACUUUUAGAUGGGGAACAUCCCAAUAUCUCUUACUCAGAUUGAUGUCUGCUACUUAACCUAAAAUUGUUAUGGGUUCGAAGACUAGAUGCGGGCUUGUGUCUCCUCUUUCGCAUUAAUAAUAGUUCAAAACUUUCUCGGAUUUCAUCACUUACCCCUAGUAGUCGCUCAUACAGUCUUCGCAACUAGUCCUUGAUUAUGCCUCCGCCAGCUUCCUUCACCUUUAAUCACUCUUUUUUUCGCUUCCAGAUAUACUUUUCUCUGGAAUAAACUUCCAGUAAACUGAAAUGAACUAAAGAUCUUCAGCUUAGGUUAAGGUCAAGCCGCUGGUUUCAAAUUUGAAGAUAAGUGGAGGAUAUUAUUUUAAGUGGUUCUUCUGUUAGACCUAACGAUUUUAGCCCCUGUUUUUUUGUUAAAUUUCCUUAAAUACAGGCCUCUUCAUUCAAAACAGCCUGUUGCCAUCUCCUAUUUGAGUUCUGCUUGUCUGUGCCUGUUGUUCACCAGUCGCACUCUGCAAUUCUCAAUUUGUGCAUUCGAUUUCUCUCUAAGUGUUGUAAUUUAUUUUUCCGUCGUUUGCUCUAGCUGAAAUUCAGUCAACUUGUGUUUUAGAAGUUUUCUUAAUCACAACUUGCCUCGAGACAAGAUGAGAGCAAAAGUCACUGGUCGACGUAAGCUUUCAGCCUCUGUAAGUAAGCAUGGCCUGACUUAACCUAAGUCAGAAGGCUUACCUAAAUCUAAGUCAGAUGGUAUCACUAGUCAGUCGUCACCCGUUGUACUUGGUCGACAGCUUUAUCUGUCUGCACUUGACAACUGCAAUGACUUUAUGCUAAACUUUGGCAUUUUGUUGUCAUCUCAGAUAUUCCCUCUGAAGAAUGUACGCGUCUCGACUCACUCGUUCACCGGAUCGCCAGUGAAUUCAAUGAUAGACAAAAGCGUUCUUACAACUUUCUGUUGAAAAAAUGUUCCUCGAUCUGCUCGGCCAAUGGAUGUUGCGACCAAUUUCCUGUAUUCAUGUGGUUUCAAUUACAAAAUAGCCGAUGAUAAAUGCUUGUCCUCUCGUAGCAUAAAUCCACCCAUCUUAGUCAAAUUAUUUUCAUCAAUCGAGGUUGACACAAUCUUUGCCCAUCGAGAUCAUGUCACUGCGUACCUAGAAAAUGCAAAAUUUUUUCUGUCAUGAUCUUAUCCUUAUGGAGCGCAGAAUCGGGUCUCUCAUCUCACGUAAACCCACUGUUUCUCAGUCUAAUGCUCACCAACUAGGUCAUAAUACAAGUGGCCGUGAGGAUACAGCGUGUCCUACUCCUGCGACACCUGACUCCCUCCUUCCACUUAAUCUAAAUUUAAAUUUGAUUUAUUAAAAGCCAGUUUACAGGCAUUGUCAAGGGAAGCGAGUAAACACAAAUUUGACCAUCAGUGAAAAAAAACUCCUGAAGAAUAAAAAAAUAGUUGAUGGUGGUUUUUGUGGUUUGGAGGGUUCAGGAGAAAAAAAACUGCUGGCGGUAGAUUUUCGACCGUCAAGAAGAGGGGGAGGCGGUUGCACGGUAUCGGAGAUCAUCGGACGUCAAGUCCUUUCAUGAAGUUGGGGAUAGUCAAAGUAGAGGCGUUGAGGAACAGCUGGUGAGACCGGCCAUGGUGUUCAGAGACCACAAACGCCAUCGCUACGGUACAGUCGAUCAGUAGAUUCAGCACCCAAAAUUUGUGGGAGCUUUUCUGAAUGCAAAAAUCGAGUAAUAGUUCUCUUAAAUAAAGGAUAAUUUUGCAGAGUUUUCGCAAUCAUGGGUAGUUUAUUCCAAAUAGCAAUUGCAUUUACAGAAAAGAACCGACGAUAUUUAACAGUACGUGUCAGAGGCAGAAAUCAGAAGACCUCACGGUGACUGUUACGUCGUGGGUGGAUAUGAUGUCUUAAAGAAGUGAUGGGGUUAAAUGUGUGAUUAUAUAAGAGUUUAAAUAGCAAAAAUAGUCCCUUUUGUAAUCUACGGAACCAUAAAGGAUCGAGGCCCGUAAGCCGGCAAUGAUCUUGGUAAGACAAAUGUCGGUUUUCCGGGGUUAAAUCUCUCUUGGUAAAAAAGUGUUGAACGGAUUAUAUUUUCUUCCGCUCAGUAGCACGCAUGAGGCUAAAUGAAAACGAACAGUAUUCCAGACCAGGUCUAGCGUACAUGUUGAAAAGGCGCAUUCUAAUGUCCCUAGUUUUAAAGUUUCGGAGGAUAAACCCGGUCGUUCUGCGUGCUUUGGAGACUAUCAAGGCACAGUGCUCCGAGAGAUUGAGACUCUUGGAGUAUGAUAUGCCCAGAUCCUUUAUAACCCUGGGCACAUUUAUGGAGUGACCUUCAGUAUUUAGUUGAGGUUGGUGGUCGUCGCCAACCACCAUGACUGAGCACUUAUGCCAGGAAAGAGAAAGGCGCCAUGUGCGGCACCACUGGGCGAAAGCCUGUGGAUCGCUCUUAAGGAGCUCAAGCACUAUGUCACGAUCUACCGGCUUAUAUCGAUAUACAAUUUUAAGAUCAUCGGCAUACACGAAAGGCUUACCAUUCUGAAAUAAAUCGAGUAUAUCAUUAACGAAAAGACAAAAUAAAAGCGGGCCGAGUACACUACCCUGAAUGACUCCACUACUCACACGUGUGAGAUUGGAGAUGGUAUUGGAAAUCUUAACUCGUUGUGUACGAGUGCCCAGGUAAGGGGAUAUAAAAUUCAAAUGUUUGCCACCUAUUCCGAAAGAGGACACUUUCAAGAGAAGAACAGCAUGGUCAUCACGGACAAAAGCCUUAGUAAAAACGAAAUAUACUGUGUAAAGAGCAAAACCAUGGUCCCUAGAUUGGAGAACAUAGUCAAAGAAAGAGAGUUGACAGGUGUCACAAGAUCGAGCUUUGAGGAAUCCAUGCUGAGCAGCACUCAGUAAGUUAUUCGCUGUUAAGUGACACAUAAUCUUAUCCUUGAUCAAUGUCUCUAAGAUCUUCGAAACUGCGGGGAGGGUGUUUAUUGGCCGAAAGUCAUCAAAUGAUGUAGAUUUGCCGUGCUUAGGAAUGGGCAUCAUGUGUGAUUCCUUCCAUAAGAUAGGAUAAGUUUCACUUUCAAGAGCAAGAUUAAAUAUCUUGCAUAAGAGGGAUGGGAAGUUUGUGUUUGCAUCGGCUUUUUAAAUGCUUACUGGGACACCCUCAGGGCCUGGACUAUAUGAUUGACGAAAACGCCGAAUCGCAACAGUCACAUCCCACAGAGUGAAAGUUAUAGUUUCUAGAACUGCCCCGGUCAAUGACUGGAUGGUCGGAAGCGGAGUGGUCGAGUCUUCAAUAAACGUUUUGGACAGGAAAUCAUUGAAGCUAUCAGCGGUUAACUGGGCAUCAACUAUGGGAUUUCCGAGAUCGUCUCGAAGGAUGGGAUACUGCGUCUUUCUCUGAGUUCGUAUUUUUCUAGAGAAAAGUUUCGAGACACUUAACGAAUGGUUUUCAGUAAAGUGGACCUCUUCGGCUAGCUGUUUUUCUUCAGACAAUCUCUUAGCUCGAUCAAAAAUAUCACAAAUCAAGGGCAGAACAGAAACAUCGUUCUGCAGGUGGAAACGACGAUAAAGCAUGCGCAAUCUGCGACGAAAGGGUAAAGGUAGGAAAAUCUCAUCCCCAACAUUAAUAAUUUUCUUACCGGGGACAAAACGAGAAAUAUGCGGACCCAAAAUUUCGUACAGUUUUGCAGUGCAAACAUUUACAUCCGAACUAAGGAAGAAAUCAGUCCAGUCGUAGGAAUUUAGGUGUGUUAAUUAUUCGGUUGAGCGAGUUGAUCGGAAAUUGCGAAAAAAGCUAUAAUUUGGGGACGGCGUUUUGUCAGCCUCGAAUUCCAACGUUGAAAAAACUAUGUCAUGGUCUGAGCCCCCGAGUGGGCCUAGAGAUGACACCGACGAUGGCAUGCAGCCUCUACAGAAAAUUAGGUCAUGUAUGCUUGAGCCUCGGGUGGGAAAAUCAACAACGUGAUUCCACAUCCCAACAUCCACAGCCUCAAGAAAGUCUUCGAACCUUCUUGGGCCUGAAGGCGGAGAUCAGUGGACUUCGGGAAGAUUAAAGUCACCCGCAACCAGUUGAUACUUAAAGCUUGAGUCGGCCGCAGCAUGAAAUGCCUGUGAGAGUAAGCGAUCAAAAUUUUCAUUGGCGUUGGGAGGGCGAUAGACGCAGCCAACGAGUAAGGAGAACUUAUUUUUAGUGCAACCUGGAGCCAGCAGCUGCCUUCUACUGCGCAAAAAUGCGGGAGGUCCAACGGCAAAAAUGUAAGUGUUUUCUUAACGUAGUCGCAGCUGCCCCCACCACGGCUAUCUUGGCGAUCAUUUCGAAUGCAAUUGUAGCCUAGAAGAGAGAGUUCGGAGUUAGCUACUGAGGCUGAUGCCCACGUCUCAGUUACUAAAACAAUAUCUGGACAAUGGACGAACACUAGAGUCUGAAGCAAAGGCAUCUUAUUAAGCAAAGAUCUGGCAUUUAAAACAAAAAGUUUGAAGGGAAAGGCUGUUUGUUUCUGAGGGAAGUGGGAUACAUCGUCCAGUUCUGGGCUGCCCACGGAGCAAACGGUCCGGAUGCAACCAUCCGGUUUUGCAAAAAAUUUUGUGACAUCGAAACUUCAGACGUGGAUAAAAAGGGGUAGGACUUGGGAGAGGGAAUGACGUGCAGGUGAACUGGUAACCAUUGUUAGCUAACUUAUUUUCAGCUGGAAAUCCGCGGGGCAGAUACUGCAACGUAUUCCCACCGGAACGAAACUGAGGAUCGGAUGAGUUAACUGAUUCAGUAUAGACAUUAUCAUGAGGAAUAAAUUGGUAAAACGGCCGCGGAGGAAACAAGUUAGGGGGUAAGGGACGCAUUGUUUCCAUUGGAGCAAGAAUUCUAUUAAAUGGCAGAAAAAUCGGCAUAUUCGGCCUAAAUGCCUCGAUAUGAGGGCUGCGAGGCAGUUGCGAUCCCGCUACGUUUUGCAUAUGUAUACUGAAGUGUUACAGGCAGAGUCCUUGAUGACCCUUUUUAUGUACAGUGCUUUCGCAGAUUCAUACUCAAAAAUAAAAUAAAAUUGCAGGCAUUUAAAAUGUGAUUGGGCCACAGGUCAAUCGUAAUCAUAAGGUAGUGCAUGGGUGUCUUUGUAAACUAGUGCGUAAGAUUGUACAUGACAGAUUUUACAAAACUGGCUGUGCAUAGUCUUGCUGUACAAGCCGAUUUCUGUCGAAAACUCGACGAGCAAGUUUUCUUUUAAACGAACAAAUUGUGUCAGCCGUCACCAUCUCGCUUGGAAGCGAGUUCCACGGUCUGACAAAACACUGGCUGAAUGAAAAUUUUCGUCGGUCUAAACGCGUGCGCUCAUUCCCAACUUUGUAUGCAUGGCCGCGUAGUUGGUUUGUACGGGCGAACUCAAAGAAGUCCUCUGCCCUUAAUGAGCAACCCUGGCCGCGAACAAUCCGGAACGUCCAGAGUAGACUGCAGUUUAUUUGUCUAUAAGAGAUAGGGAAUAGGCCAUGCAAAUUCAGCCUCUCCUGAUAAGACAAAUGCUUUAGACCGUCGACCAUCUUUGUCGCUCUGCGUUGCACCUGUUCGAGUAAGUUGAUAUCCUUCCUCAUCCAUGGUGAAGCUGCUGGCAUUCCAUACUCUAGAUGAGGUCUUACAAAGACACCAAAGUGUCUUUCGAAAAGUUCGGGAGGAACUAUUUUAAAUGCACGUCUGUGGCUGAGACGGCAAAUGGAUUUGCCUUUGACUUAGACACAUGUUUAGGCUUACUAGGGGUUGCUGGGGGAGUCGAUAGAGGCGUGUUUAUACCAGGCGUGAUGGUGUGUUUAAAGAGCUCAGCAUUAAAAGUAGUCGAAUUUCCUACGGAAUUGACUAUGCCGUGAUGUGCUGAUGCCGCAAAUGGUGUUGUAGAGGACUUAUUCAGACUGACAGUAGGUGUCAUUAUCUUGGUGCCGGUUUUUGCCGAUUUUAAUUUAUUCAGUCUUCGCUGCAGGGGUGUGAGGUCUGGCGAAACGGAGCAGCGCCAUUUAGGGCAGAAGUCUCUAGUUAUCUCCCUACUCGACAAGAUAAAAUCGACUUCUAUCAUGGAGAAAAGGGUAACUAGUAUCGGCGCAUUACGGCUAAGCGAGCGAAUUCGCUUAGCUUGUGCGACACUGAAACUCAAGCCACAACUUUGUAGGAACACAUGCGCUCCCUCCAUAGCAGAUAAGUGGCUCGGAAUGUUUCGCAGUACGAAAUUAUGCUUGCGUUUAAUUCGUUCCUCAGUUUCCUAACUUAUUACCCCAAUAAGUUUAAAACCUUGUACAAUUACUUUUUCAGAAGCGCUAUUUAUGUCGCCAAAAAUCAACUGGUCGACUAUUUCGCCGGCUGAUGGCCUGCUACGACUAGCAGAGGCGUAUAUUUGGUCGACUGAAGCGUCAAGAGGUUCUACAUGUACUAAAGGGAUUUGUGAGUUAAUCAGAUCUGCGGACGGCGAAGAACAUACGCUGGCACCUGCUAUGUCUUCAGUCACGAAUUUAGCACCCAGAGACGGUGGGGAGGCCGCAAGCUUUCGCCGUUUAGCGCGUGCUCUGCGGGGCAUUACAGACAGGAAAAGUUUUCGUUACAGAAGAAGGGUCAACACGUUGCCAACGUACGGAAAAUCGCUCUUAAUAGCAAGUGCUACUGUUAUUUAACUACGAAAAAUAGAAAGAGAUAGUAGGGAAAGGAGUCACUACAAAGGUUUUUUACAAUAUGCGACUAUUUUGCCAGACUGUCAAAUAAAACUGAGAAAAAUUAUAUCUUGUAUUGAAAGGCGACUUUUAAAAGAGGCUCAAGCAAAAAACAGGCAUUAGUUGCUUAAGAAUAUCCAGAUAAAUGCAGAGCUUCACUUAUCUUUGAAAUUCAGCUGCGCGCAUAUAUUUCCAUCUCAGUCAAGCCAAUUGACGCAUUUGCCUGCCCCUAAACUUGCAGCAGCAGCAGCAGCAGCAGCAGCAGCAGCAGCAGCAGCAGCAGCAGCAGCAGCAGCAGCAGCAGCAGCAGCAGCAGCAGCAGCAGCAGCAGCAGCAGCAGCAGCAGCAUCAGCAGCAGCCCCAUUUGUCGUUUCGUAUCAUCUGGACACAUAAAAAUCCAUCUACAUCAGCUAGAACGGUAAUUUCACCUGUCCAGCUGGGUGCUGCAAGCUCUACAGUUAAGUCACCCGUCGCUUGGCGUCAGAACAGUGAGACUCAAAAAUUGAAUCAGACCCCGACCCAAAAGAUAGGUAGUACAGUUCCAUUUAGUGGUACGACGCCUUCUCUUAGAUCUAACAUGUCUGUUCAGCCCAGCACGUCUACAAACCCCGCAGCUCCAAUUAUAUCCUCGAAUAAUUCUCUGUCCUGCGUACUGGUUACUUAUCAAAGUCCCACUAUAUAUCCAGCAAAUAAUUCAUACAUGAAUUGCCCUAAGUCAUUUAUGCCCCAACCUAGUUCAGGCAUCCCACCACUUAAGGCCAAUUGCUCUCAGGUACGUCAACCUACCUCCUUUGACUACCAACCUAGACCUGGUUUCCCACCCUUUUAUUCUUAUAGCUGCCUACCCUCACCCAAUAGCCCCUACUUUCCUUCUAGGCUACCUCCACCUCCCCUUCCUCCACAAUUCAACUACCAACAAGUCUAUCCAUGUUCUAACUCCCCUAGCAGUUCAAUGUUUAAAAACUUUAUCCCCACAUCCUUUAGGUCUCAUACUCAGCCUUGUCUUGCUGACUCCCCGUACGUCAAUAACUCUAGACUAACUGGUACUUAUUCUCCAAGUGUCAUUAAUUCACACCUUACACAUCCGCCUUCAAAUUUUUUAAAUACCGCCGAAAAUGGCAUUGCCGUUCGAAACAAAUUAGACAUUAUAUUAUUGAAUGCCAGGUCAGUUAUAAAGAAGAUGGCCCAAAUCAGAGCCAUUGCUCUCGAAAUGACGCCUGAUAUUAUAUGUGUAACAGAAUCUUGGACCCAUACUCCAAUUCCUGACUCUGCCCUUCUCAUAGAUUAAUUCGAUUUUUACCGUCAAAACCGCAAUAUUAGGCGUAGGGACGGUUGUAUUCUUAAUCUGAAAUCCUACCUAAAGCACUCCCCUUAUUAUUUGAAUGUUUCCUCAUUCACGGGAAACUUCUGCUUUGCAUCUGUUAUUCUCUCGUCGGAAAGAAACGCGAUUAUUGGCUGUAUCUACAAUCCCUCAAAUUCUUUAGCCAGUGAUGAUUCAAAACUCUGUGAAAUCUUUAAAUUAAUUUCGAGAGCUGCUUUCGAUGUUAAAAUAAUCACUGGGGAUUUUAACCUUCCUGAAAUAGAUGGGGUUUCCAACAGCUGUCCACCUAGAUUCCCGCCCGUUCAAGAUAUUGUCCAUUUUUCUAACUGGUCCCAACUGGUGUGCUCUCGAACAACAGAUAAUCACAUUUUAGAUCUAAUCAUAACCAAUAACAUUGCUCACCUUUUUGUUGAUUUAAAAAAACCUCUUUGACAGUGACCGCAUAUUAAUUCAUUAUUGCUUACCGCUUGCCAUUUCAAAAAAGACCAGCGCGAGUUAACUGAGGGUUUGGGGUGUAAGUUUUCUAAGCGCAUCCGUUCGACAUUCGACUUUCCAAGGUUUGGGGUUAUCUUUAGCCAGGAAGGUAACGGUGUAGGCAGCAAUGAAGACAUGUUCGUUAGGCUGCGUCGCAUAUGUUAUGUAGGCAAAACAGGAGGCUAAUAGGAAAUCGGAUGUAAUCUGAGUAUGAUAGACAGCAGAAGUGAGGAGCCUUGUGGAAACGGCCGCAGAUAUGACAAGGGGAAUGUCGUAGGCUCAUGGGUGGCCAAUUAGCAGAAAGAAGAUGUGAACAGGGGUCAGGACCUUGAUCGUUCGCUUAUCAGGCGUUUAUGGAAUGAUGCCCUGACUACCCGGGCAAAAUACCCUGCACAUGGGUGCAUUGAAGUCUCUGGUUAUCAGAACCUCUUGGUUCUGUGACACCUCCUUAAUUAACCGAAACAUCGCAUCGCCAAACUCAGGAGUUUGAUUGGACGGCCUGAAUACGGUCAGGAAAUUCAAAUUAAGUGCGCCACGCAUCCUCAGUUUUAACCACAUUGCUUCACAGUCGCGAGAGCAAUCAGUUUUGUGUUCCGACGCGAUGAUUCCUCUCUUGACGUAGACCGCUAUUCCCCCUCCUUUUUAUGCAGUCUGUCCAAGCGAAAAAGUGGUAUCCAUCGAGUGUAAUUUCGGCAUCCAAGACUUCGGUCUGGAACCAAGUCUCUGUGAUACAAAUAACAUCCCGCUGAGUAUCUGAUAUCCACACUUACAGCUCAUCUAGCUUCUGGAACAAACUCUGAGCAUUUGCAUGAAGAAAGCGGAGCUUAACCCGGGCAGAUUCCCGAACGAUUUUUAGGUCAAAGUUGCUGGAUAUUUCGUGCGAGUUUUCGAGUUCAUUGUUCCCUUCCGAGUCUACUGCUGUUUGAUAGAACUGGAUGUCAGUGUGUUGGCCGUCGUUUUCUCUGAUGAUUUUGUCAGAUAGGAGCGUUCUCUGCUUAAUAUCUGGUUGUUCAUUACGCUCAGUGUUAUUGGUUGUCUCCAGAGAAAUGAGUUCCGAACAUUUAUGAAUUUCCCAUUCAAUAUUCUUAGGUUUUUCUCGCCAGAAUUGUAUCUUCUGUGGAGUUCGACCUUGGGUUCCCUCCAUUUCUCCCGUUCGGCCGGUGAGAAAUCCCGCUGAAAAAAAGUUGUUGGGUGAGCAUCUCGCAGUGCUGGUUUCCUGUUCAGCAGUAAUAUAACUUGUUCCUUACUUUCGAGAAUAAUUUUUAGUGGUCUAUGAUGGCCCGACUCGUCCUUCAAAACCUUAACUGGUCCUAUUCUGAAAGCUUUCAAGACGGUAAUAUUCUCCUUCUGUUGUAAUAGGAAUUUUAGAUAUUGUUGGAAUAAUUCUAUAUCGUAGUUUAUUCUGUUCUUUGGGAUGUCUGAAGAAGACUCAGGCAUACCCUGUACGAUGCUGCACUUAUAGGGCGCUGUCGUUUAUUUGUAUACGCACAGUCGACAGCGCGAAAAUUUUUGUUGUCAUCACUGUCCAAUUCAGAGACAGUUUCAUGGUGCAGCUACCGCAGGGUUCCUCGUCUAUCGAGGCUUCUUGGUCGUGUGGUAUCUCUUUUGGCAGUGAGACAUUUGCUUGCAUUCUGUGUGGACUCUGCUGUCUCCUGCUGACGCUCUGACCUACUUGGUCUUUUCGGAAUGCUUUGAGACGUCUCCUGGUUUUUUGAGAUGCGCUUCGGUUACUUUCUCUGGUACAUGAGACAGGUUCUCGAUUGUGAUUGGGUCCGUAGACGGGCUGUUUUCUUUUUCAAGUGCUAAUACAGUUACUGAAAUCGUACUGGCAAUCUUUCAGGUCAUCUCCUGAAUUUCCGACAUCGAACUCCUCAGAAGAUACAAUUCUGGCGAGAAAAACCUAAGAAUAUUGAAUGGGAAAUUCAUAAAUGUUCGGAACUCAUUUCUCUGGAGACAACCAAUAACACUGAGCGUAAUGAACAACCAGAUAUUAAGCAGAGAACGCUCCUAUCUGACAAAAUCAUCAGAGAAAACGACGGCCAACACACUGACAUCCAGUUCUAUCAAACAGCAGUAGACUCGGAAGGGAACAAUGAACUCGAAAACUCGCACGAAAUAUCCAGCAACUUUGACCUAAAAAUCGUUCGGGAAUCUGCCCGGGUUAAGCUCCGCUUUCUUCAUGCAAAUGCUCAGAGUUUGUUCCAGAAGCUAGAUGAGCUGUAAGUGUGGAUAUCAGAUACUCAGCGGGAUGUUAUUUGUAUCACAGAGACUUGGUUCCAGACCGAAGUCUUGGAUGCCGAAAUUACACUCGAUGGAUACCACUUUUUCGCUUGGACAGACUGCAUAAAAAGGAGGGGGAAUAGCGGUCUACGUCAAGAGAGGAAUCAUCGCGUCGGAACACAAAACUGAUUGCUCUCGCGACUGUGAAGCAAUGUGGUUAAAACUGAGGAUGCGUGGCGCACUUAAUUUGAAUUUCCUGACCGUAUACAGGCCGUCCAAUCAAACUCCUGAGUUUGGCGAUGCGAUGUUUCGGUUAAUUAAGGAGGUGUCACAGAACCAAGAGGUUUUGAUAACCAGAUAGUACAACGCACCUAUAGUCGACUGGAACAAUCUAUUAGUAAAUGCUUCGCGAAAUUACUUUAUUCCAUCCUCUUGAAUCUCACGGCUAAUCUCUUUAUGGUACAAAACGUCACGUUCAUAACCAGGAUCAGAGAGGUCCAUAGAGCAAAUUAUCCUUACAAAAUACCGAAUUAGCCCUGGCGAACUUAGGUCCAUAUCACCGCUCAUUAAGAAUGACCAUGUCAUGCUGUUUUGGGAAUACCGCCUAUGUAGCGAACAAGUGAAUACGACUGAGCCUCGGUUGAAUUUCCGACGAGGAGAUUUUGUCGCCAUGAGAAGGGCAUUAUCUGCAGUGGGCUGGAAUAAUGUUCCUUCUGGAUAUACAGACGUUGAUUGGAACACUCUCAAAGGAGUUGUAACAGACAUCACGAAUCUAUACUGUCCGAUAAAGAGAGUAAAAAAGAAUAUUUGUCCUGCCUGGAUAACGCGGGAUAUAAAGAAAGAAGAAAACCGAAAUAAAAAACCUUGGAGAAGGUGCGCAACAACAAAACAACCAUCCCGUUACGAGCUAUUUCGUCAAAAGCGAAACGAGGUAAUUUCGGCUAUCCGCAAAUCGCGGAAGGAGUAUGAAAUGCGAGUUAUGAAACGGGUCGUCGGUAAACCAAACGUGCUCUUCAGUUACAUCAACAGUAGGUUAAAGGACAAGGAGACCGUCUUCGUACUGAAAGGAGAAGACGAUGAGGAUAUCAUCGAAAAUGACGCUAAUGCAGAACAUCUAAGCCGGUUUUUCGUAUCUGUUUUCACCGACGAAACGGACUUUGAUGAUGCUGGAUUGCCCGCUGGGGCAACCGAUGAAAUAAUAGAAAAGAUCGACUUCACGGAAGAAGACGUGAGGAAGGAACUUCCAGCGCUUAAGGAGGGUAAGUCUCCGGGUCCAGACCAAAUUCCGGCAAAAGAUCUGAAGGAGUUGGCUUUCGAACUCGCCAGACCGCUUUCGCACAUCUUCAGGUCGUCCUUUGACCGAGGCAUUCUCCCCUCUGAUUGGAAAGUUGCGAAAAUAUACCUCAUUUACAAGAGUGGAUCCAGAACAUGUACAAACAAUUAUCGGCCGAUGAGCCUGACCUGCAUUUUUUGCAAAGAUAUGGCGAGAAUAGUCAAAGAACCCAUAAUGAAGUUCCUUGAAGAAAAUAAUUUCAUUGCCAGUUCCCAACAUGGCUUUCGGCGAAAUCACUCCUGCCUUACUAAUAUGCUCUAUUCAACGGAACAGUGGUUUGGCUCGAUAGACGAAGGAACAAGGACCGAUAUCGUCUACAUAGAUUUCAAGAAAGCCUUUGAUAGUGUUCCACAGCACCGGUUACUGAACAAGGUUUGA